This is a messenger RNA of Aspergillus aculeatus ATCC 16872, 2203 nucleotides long. Its product is annotated as putative copper amine oxidase. The transcript is spliced from 4 exons. The coding region runs from base 103 to 2124 and encodes 673 amino acids. The record is from RefSeq and is a predicted model, not a curated record. Gene Ontology annotation, biological process: amine metabolic process. Lineage: Eukaryota; Fungi; Ascomycota; Eurotiomycetes; Eurotiales; Aspergillaceae. Gene Ontology annotation, molecular function: primary methylamine oxidase activity; quinone binding; copper ion binding.
AUCCCUUCAGCUUCCCCGCAUUCUCUGCUGUCUCGAGCUUCCCUUUCGCUUCCUCUUCUCACUCACCCUCUUCCGUCUUCUUCAUCACACAUAUCUCACAUCAUGGUCUUUACUCCCCAUCCUUUAGCCAUCCUCUCCGAGGAGGAGACCAACAUCGCCCGCGAUGUCAUUCUUGCCCAACACCCCAACACAGUCAUUGAUUUCCGGGAGAUCUACUUAUCGGAACCCCCCAAGGCUGAGCUGCUGGAAUUCCUCGCCCUCGAACACUCCGGUCGCUUGAGCCCGACCUCUCCUCGUCCGGCUCGUCUGGCCUUGUGCCAGUACGAUGUCAUCGGUUCCGAUCACAUUCCUUCCUUCAACGAGUCUGUCGUGGACGUUGGUGCGCGUCAGCGGAUCAAGCACAAGAUUGUGGGCAAGAAGCACCAUGCCUCGUUGACUUUGAGCGAAUUCGAUACCCUUGUCGAGCGUUGUUUUGCUUCCCCUCUCUUCCAGAAAGCCCUCGAGGACUUCGAUCUGCCUGCUGGCUUCGAGGUGACAAUCGAGCCCUGGCCCUAUGGUGGAUUGGACUACACCGAUGAGCCGCGCCGCUACUUCCAGGGAUUGUGCUUUGCGACCAACAAGAGCACGAACAACCCCGAUGCCAAUUUCUACUCCUACCCGCUGCCUUUGAUUCCGGUGAUGGAUGCACUGACCCAGGAGAUCAUCCGGGUCGAUCGUCCGGCCACUGGUGGCAAGGGCGACGGCCUCACCCAACAGACUUUCAAGCGUGACAUCAUCGGCCACUGCAAGGAUUCCGACUACGUGCCAGAGCUGGUCCCUGGCGGCAUGCGCAAGGACCUCAAGCCGUUGAAUGUGGUGCAGCCGGAGGGCCCUUCUUUCAAGAUCACCAACGAGUCAUUGGUCGAGUGGCAGAAGUGGCGGUUCCGCGUCGCCUUUAAUCCUCGCGAGGGUGCCACCAUUCACGAUGUCUGGUACGAUGGUCGCAGCGUUAUGCACCGUCUGAGUAUCAGUGAGAUGACUGUACCGUAUGCCGAUCCCAGACCUCCCUUCCACCGCAAACAGGCCUUCGACUUUGGCGACGGUGGUGGUGGCAACAUGGCCAACAACCUUUCCAUUGGCUGCGACUGUCUGGGUGUGAUCAAGUACUUCGAUGCGGUCAUGACUGGUGCGGAUGGUAAGGCGCAGAAGCUGCCCAAUGCCAUUUGCUUGCACGAGCAGGACAAUGGCAUCGGCUGGAAGCACUCCAACUGGCGCACGGGCCGCGCUGUGGUCACCCGUCACCGCGAGCUGGUGGUGCAGUUCAUCAUCACGCUGGCCAACUACGAGUAUAUCUUCGCCUACAAGUUCGACCAGUCCGGCGGCAUCACCGUCGAAUCACGCGCGACGGGUAUCCUGAAUGUGGUGAACAUCGAUGCUGGCAAGACGAGCGACUACGGUAACGUGGUCAGCGGCGGUGUGUUGGCGCAGAAUCACCAGCACAUUUUCUGUGUCCGCAUCGACCCGGCCAUUGACGGAAACAACAACUCGGUGCAGGUCGAGGAGUCGCACCCGGUGCCCAUGAACGAGGCCACCAACCCCAUGGGUAACUACUACAAAGUCACCAACGAGACGGUGGAGCGGGCGGGCUGGCUGGACGCAGCUCCAGACCUGAACCGCACGAUCAAGAUGGUCAACCCUCACAAGAUCAACCCCAUCAGCCAGAAGCCGGUGGGCUACAAGUUCAUCCCUCUGGCGACGCAGCGGCUGUUGGCGGACCCGAACUCGAUCCAGGCUCGGCGGGCGCAAUUCGCUCAGCACCACGUCUGGAUCACCAAGUACCGAGAUGGAGAGCUGUACGCUGGAGGCCGGUACACUCUGCAGAGUCAGGAGGAGAUCGAGGGUGUUUCCGACGCGGUCAAGCGGGGCGACUCGGUCAAGGACACCGAUGUGGUGGUCUGGAGCACGUUUGGCAUCACCCACAACCCACGCGUUGAGGACUGGCCCGUGAUGCCGGUCGAGAUUUUCCAGCUGAUGAUCCGCCCUGCGGACUUUUUCACAGCCAACCCCUCGCUGGACGUGCCCUCGGACCGCAAUGUCUCGUCGCGCAUUGUGGAUAAGGAAUGUUGCCGCAAGGCUCACAUUUAGGGCGGGGUGUGCAUGAUUUAUGAUACGUACUGUAUAUAUAUUGCAUUUGUGUAUUUAAUUAAAUGGGUUUACUGGCACG